Pieris brassicae (large cabbage white) is the source of this 902-nucleotide messenger RNA. RefSeq lists its product as uncharacterized. The record is from RefSeq and is a predicted model, not a curated record. The transcript is spliced from 4 exons. Bases 222 to 884 code for a protein of 220 amino acids. Lineage: Eukaryota; Metazoa; Arthropoda; Insecta; Lepidoptera; Pieridae.
UGUCAAAGAUGUAUCUGAUUUAGACGCUUUAAUUUUCGAGAAAUUAUUAUAACUUUUUGCUAUGUUUCAUUUAUAACAUAUACUUUUUGUGAUUCUUUAUUUUAAUCAAGAUAUUAAAAAAUGCAAUGAAGUUAUUUUGUUAAAUAUGUUAUUAAAUACUUUAGCAAAUUAUAACCUUGAUUUUAUCAUAGGAGAUGAAUAAUUUAUGAAAUGUUUUUGCGAUGUCGUUCAUUAAAAUAUUGAAGGCGCCGAGUAAAUUAUUUAAAAAAGAUGUUAUAACAUUUUUAACAAUUCGACGUCAUGAUUUAGGCGUGCUAGACAACAAACUCUACUACAUAGCCGUAAAGCCAACAGCAUCAAUUUCAGUGCUCAGACAAAAAGUGUGGCAUCUAUUAGAUCUGCCAGAUUAUUGCGAUGAGAUUAUUAAACUAGAAUCGGAGGAUGGCAAAGAGCUACCGUUGACAUAUCUGCGUACUGGAAAUGAACCACAACAUCCUUACAUUUUAGAAGUGUGGUUACCAGGAAACCAGUCAUAUACUUCUGGAUUCCAUAAGAACAUGUUAACAAUGGGCGAUAGUAGUAUACUUAACCGAAACAGUUCAAGUGGCACCGAAUUUGAAGAGAAAAUCCACAAUGAUAGUAGUGCAAAGUCAACUGGUACACCAAUUUCUAAGACAACGGCAAUAAAUACGAAGAACGCAAACACUUUGCCUUCAGAUUGCAAAAACGAAGUUGGUUCAAAGAUUUCAUCGACAUCGCUCUUCUUUAAAUUACAUGGAAGGAAAAGUCGUGAUAACUUCACUAAUAUUUUACUCAAAAUUCAAAAUGAUCUCAUCGUGUUGAGUAACAAGUUAUCAAAUUUGGAAAAUAAAAUACAAAUUUAAAUAAAACUUUAUGAAAAA